CGGGAGUCGGAGCUUUUUACGAAACAAUGCGUCAUGACGUCAUCAAUCAGCGACUCACAGGGAACUCGUUUGUUGCUGCUCUUUGGAUAUGAAAUUUCGCCAAAAACAUACAUACACUUGGUAUAUUUGAAGAGUGUUAUUUGUGUCAAGUAUGAGCGGCGGUUUAGCACCAAGCAAAAGCACAGUGUAUGUGUCAAACCUGCCAUUCUCUCUGACCAACAAUGAUCUGCAUAAGCUUUUCACCAAGUAUGGAAAAGUUGUAAAGGUCACAAUUGUGAAAGAUAAAGACACUCGGCAAAGCAAAGGAGUUGCGUUUGUGCUUUUCCUCGACAGAGAAUCUGCACAUAAUUGUUCAAGGGAAAUCAACAACAAACAAUUGUUUGGCAGAACGAUUAAAGCGAGCAUCGCCAUCGACAACGGGCGAGCAACUGAGUUCAUCAGACGACGAAACUACACUGACAAGUCUAAAUGUUAUGAAUGUGGGGAUGUGGGACAUCUGAGCUACGCGUGUCCGAAAAACAUGCUCGGAGAAAGGGAGCCCCCGAAGAAAAAGGAAAAGAAAAAGAAGAAAAAAGCGCAAAAACCUGAACACUUGGAGGAAGAAGAAGAAAGUGAAGAGGAGGGAGAAGAUCCAGCCUUGGACAGUUUAAGUCAAGCUAUAGCUUUUCAGCAAGCCUAUGUUGAGGAAGAAGAAAAAAAGCAGAAGAGACGAGCAGAAGAGGAUAAUGUUCACGCUUCAACUUCCUCCGACUCCAAGAAACCAAGAAUCAAAAAGAGUGAUUACUUUAGUGAUGAAGAGGAGCUCUGUGACUAGAACACUCCUGUUUUUUCUGAGUAGAAUGAUGUUGAGUGUUUCUUUUUUUUGCAUAAAAGUACUGCAGACAUUAGAGUUUAAAUGUGUUGUUGUUUGUAAUGGUUUAUAAAGAUGGAUAUACCAACAUAUACUGUAUAUACUUGCUGUAAAAUAAGAAUGUACUUCUUUUAAUAAAAUAAUAACACUUUUUAUACA
Messenger RNA from Oryzias melastigma (Indian medaka), 1009 nucleotides. RefSeq names its product zinc finger CCHC-type and RNA binding motif 1 (gene zcrb1). Gene Ontology annotation, biological process: mRNA splicing, via spliceosome. The record is from RefSeq and is a predicted model, not a curated record. NCBI's taxonomy places the organism in Eukaryota, Metazoa, Chordata, Actinopteri, Beloniformes, Adrianichthyidae. Gene Ontology annotation, molecular function: zinc ion binding; RNA binding. The transcript is spliced from 8 exons. Gene Ontology annotation, cellular component: U12-type spliceosomal complex. Bases 152 to 814 code for a protein of 220 amino acids.